Messenger RNA from Penicillium brevicompactum, 1503 nucleotides. Its product is annotated as DnaJ family domain-containing protein. The transcript is spliced from 2 exons. Lineage: Eukaryota; Fungi; Ascomycota; Eurotiomycetes; Eurotiales; Aspergillaceae. The coding region runs from base 1 to 1503 and encodes 500 amino acids. The record is from RefSeq and is a predicted model, not a curated record.
AUGACUGGGAGAUACGGCUUGCCAACGCAGUUCCGCAGCGUCUCCUCAUUAUGCACAAUCAGAGCUCCGAUAGCUCCCGCAUCUAGGCGAUUUUCUGCCGCAUGCCCACGGAACCAAACAGCAAAACCGAACGAGAAAGAUGAGGGCAAGGAUGCGAAAAGAGAAGAAAAAAAUGAUAGCGCUAUGUCACGCCGUCUCGCCCAGAUGACCGAAGAUGCAAUGCUAGAGGGCGGACGAUCAGCGCGUCGCAACAUCGAGCAUGCGGGCUUCUCAGAGGAGCUCAAGAAGCAGCUGGAAGAGCGAGUAGCCGCAGCGUCAUUCAAAAGUGAGAAUGCAGCGGCGCAUUCAUUAGUAGACAUGCCGGCUGCAGCAGGCCAAGGCACACGAGAAAAUGCGGCUGCUCCUGCGUGGACAGGAACGGAACGCUUCGAGGAUACUACACUGCGAAUGUUAGAUGAUGCGAGCAAACCGAUCCGAAUGCCCUAUAAAAUCCCACAGCCUGUCAACCUCCAACCAACCCCGAAACCCAAUAGAUCCCGUGGGCACCGACUUGCUGAAGCUAAAGAGCGAACCUCUACAUAUACAAUGAGCCGCGCUCCCGGGUUCUCAGAGGAAGAGCGCGAGGAUAUGCGCCGUGAAAUGAGAGAGAAUCUGAGUCCCGGCGCCUACAACAUGCCAGUAUCAAUAUCAGGUCUUUCGUCAUUGGCCAAUGAACGGAUCGAAGAUGCUAUUGCGCGAGGCCAGUUCGACAAAAUCCGUCGGGGGAAGGGUGUCAACACCAAGACGGAUCACAAUGCGAACAGCGCAUUCAUUGACACGACCGAAUACUUCAUGAAUAAAAUCAUCCAGAAGCAGGAAAUUGUGCCUCCCUGGAUCGAGAAACAGCAGCAACUCGCUCAAGAAGUCAGUCGGUUUCGUGGACGCCUCCGAGCCGACUGGAGAAGACAUGCCGCGAGACUAAUUGCCAGCCAAGGCGGGUCACUAGACGUGCAAAUGAAACGCGCAAAAGCGUAUGCAGCAGCCGAGUCUCGCUUGGCCGAAAAAGCCAAACUGGAGGCUGCUUUACACACCGACCAACCGGUCUCAGAGGCUGCAGAAUCGUCGCCUAGUGGUACGAGCGAGGACUCCGAGAGUCUAGCGCACCUCCCACCGUUGCGCGACCCAAGCUACCUGUCCAUCGAACGUUCCUACCACGAACUUGCAGUGAAACAAAUCAAUACGCUCGCGCGGUCGUAUAAUCUGAUGGCACCGCCAUCGGCUCACAAACCCUAUAUCAAUCUCGAGCGAGAACUCAAGGCCUGCUACGCGGAAGUGGCGCCUGAUUUAGCGGAGGAAAUCAAGCGUCGAGCGACGGAACGCGCUCGUCCACCUACAAUUGUCCCGCCCGUGUCUACCUCGUUUGGUUCUUUGAGCACAGCGCAGUCGGUACGGGUCCACGAAGAAGACCAAUCGAAGGGAUACGGCAUGAAACAAUUCUGGCGGGACCUGUUUUCUAAAUCUUGA